Molecule: messenger RNA, 1455 nt
Organism: Aspergillus udagawae
Lineage: Eukaryota; Fungi; Ascomycota; Eurotiomycetes; Eurotiales; Aspergillaceae
Product: alpha/beta hydrolase
Exons: 1
Coding region: 1-1455 (484 amino acids)
Source: RefSeq, a predicted model, not a curated record
AUGCUCUCCCCAUUGGUAGUUCUUCCAGUCAUUUUGACUCUCGCCGAUGCCCGUUCUGUUCUGAACCGCUCGGCCUUUACCCCAAUCCAAUGGUCGAAUUGCACAUUUCCCGCGCCAGGGUUCGACUGUGGAGUUCUUAAGGUACCAAUUGACUGGGAUGACCCUUACGGCGAGAAGGUCCAACUUGGAAUGCUACGCCACAAAGCAUCCAACCCGGCGCAAAGAAUUGGCAGUCUAUUAUUCAAUCCCGGCGGACCAGGUGAUAAUGCGACUCAAUUUGUGAUAGCCGGCAGCAAACUAUUUGGCCAAGACAUUGCCAAUCGGUUUGACAUCGUUGGUCUCGAUCCUCGAGGUGUCGGCCUUAGUUCUCCUAUCCGAUGUGAUCCGGAAAUCUACAACCAGCGGGUUGCUUACUGGCCGUCAAACCAGACUGAGCUUGAUGCAUUGGUCCAAAAAUUUCAGAGACUUGGAGAGAGUUGUCUUAAUAUGACUGGAUCAUUGGUAAAGCACAUGGAUUCUGUCAGCGUCGCCAAAGAUAUGGAAGCGAUCCGCCAGGGGCUAGGCGACGAAAAGCUGAACUAUAUUGGCCUAUCAUACGGAACGUUGAUAGGACAAACUUACGCGGAACUCUUCCCUCAGAAUAUCCGGACAAUGGUUUUUGAUGGCAACAUGGAUCACAGCACCGAUCCUAUCUCGUACCUUACGGUCAAGUCAUUAACCUAUGAGAGUGAACUGGUCCGGUUUGCUGAGUGGUGUAGUCAAAGCACGACUUGUCCAUUGAACGGAACCUCAGACUACGUUCUGCGAGUAUUUGAUGAUCUGGUUGAACAAGGAAACAAGGAGCCUAUCCCUGCACCUUCAUGCAAGGCCAGCAGAUGUCGCGAAAGCGUGACUGGCUCUGAAAUCCAGUAUAAUAUGAACUCUCAACUAUUUGUCAAAUCUGGUCUAUUUGGAACAUGGGCGAAACUUGGUCAGCAUCUCCUUGAAGCCAAAGAGGGGGAUGCUUCGGGACUCUCCACCUCACUUGCCACGAGCUCAGAAUCGGAUACUUUCCAGGAUACUGUGAUCAGUUGUUCUGACUGGUACCACCCCCGAGCUUCUCUUGUAGAUCUCAAGUACAAAAACAAUCUCGCCAGUGCCAUGUGGCCGCAUGUCGGCACUGGCAACUACGACCUAAACCGUUGCAUUGGAUGGCCUUUCCCGCAGGUCAGCAGAGAACACCGAGCUAUGAUUCAUGGGACGCCUCGCAUUCUCCUGGUCAACUCACAAUAUGAUCCAUCAUGCUCAUAUGUCUGGGCAAACGGGCUGAAGGAGCAGAUCAGCAACAGCACACUUCUCACACGAAAGGGUGACGGCCACACAUCAUACAUGUUGUUCGGUGAGACAUGGAAGGUUGUGAACGCCUACAUAGUCAACUUGACAAUCCCCGCCGACAAUACUGUUGUCAAUAGCUAA